This is a messenger RNA of Pollicipes pollicipes, 681 nucleotides long. RefSeq names its product RING finger and CHY zinc finger domain-containing protein 1-like. Gene Ontology annotation, cellular component: nucleus. NCBI's taxonomy places the organism in Eukaryota, Metazoa, Arthropoda, Thecostraca, Pollicipedomorpha, Pollicipedidae. The annotation marks the transcript as partial. Gene Ontology annotation, biological process: protein ubiquitination; ubiquitin-dependent protein catabolic process. The record is from RefSeq and is a predicted model, not a curated record. The transcript is spliced from 5 exons. Gene Ontology annotation, molecular function: zinc ion binding; ubiquitin protein ligase activity.
CGUAAAAGAGCAGCUAGAAUGGAAGAAGAGCAAUCAGAUAGUUCUGUGGAGGAGCAGCCUCCCCCAGAACACUAUGGAUGCAAGCACUACAAGAGGAAAGCCAAGUUGGUGGCGCCCUGCUGUGGCAAGGUCUACUCGUGCCGGUUUUGCCACGACGAGGUGGAAGGCCACGAGCUGGACCGGAAGCAGGUGUCCGAGGUGGAGUGCUCGGCCUGCGGAUUCCGGCAGGGAAUACAUCAGAGCUGCAUCAACUGUGAUAUUGUUCUAGCCAAGUAUUUUUGCGAAGUGUGUCGGCUGUACGAUGACGAUAUGAAGCACCAGUACCACUGCGAAGGCUGCGGCAUCUGCCGGGUGGGCGGCCGCGACAGCUUCUACCACUGCAACACCUGCGACAUGUGCCUGCCCAAAAACCUGGAGAACAACCACAAGUGCGUGGAGCGCGUCAGCCGGACUAACUGCGCCGUCUGCAUGGAGGACAUCCACACGUCACGUAUCUCAUCCCACAUCCCGCCCUGCGGCCACAUGAUCCACAAGCCCUGCUUCAAGAUGCUGGUCGACCGCGGCUACUACGCCUGCCCCACCUGCAACGUCGCCAUGUUCAACAUGGACUCGGUUUGGACCAAGCUGGACCAGGAGGUGGUGGAGACGCAGAUGCCGGCCCGCUACCGAAACUGCUACGCC